This is a messenger RNA of Pseudomassariella vexata, 1194 nucleotides long. RefSeq names its product P-loop containing nucleoside triphosphate hydrolase protein. Bases 1 to 1194 code for a protein of 397 amino acids. NCBI's taxonomy places the organism in Eukaryota, Fungi, Ascomycota, Sordariomycetes, Amphisphaeriales, Pseudomassariaceae. The record is from RefSeq and is a predicted model, not a curated record. Gene Ontology annotation, molecular function: RNA helicase activity; RNA binding; ATP binding. The transcript has 5 exons.
AUGGCUGCUCAAGGAGGUCUGGAAGAUGUUCCAGAAGGCCAGAUCGAAUCUAACUACGAUGAGACCGUCGACUCUUUCGAUGAGAUGGCCCUGAAGGCUGAGCUCCUCCGAGGUGUUUAUGCCUACGGUUUCGAGCGUCCCUCUGCUAUCCAGCAGCGUGCCAUCAUGCCCGUCAUCAAGGGUCACGAUGUCAUCGCCCAGGCUCAGUCUGGUACCGGCAAGACCGCCACCUUCUCCAUCUCCGUUCUCCAGAAGAUCGACCCCAACGUCAAGGCCUGCCAGGCUCUGAUCCUUGCGCCCACUCGUGAGCUGGCCCAGCAGAUCCAGAAGGUCGUCAUCGCCAUUGGCGACUUCAUGAGCAUUGAGUGCCACGCCUGCAUUGGAGGAACCAGCGUCCGUGAUGACAUGAAGGCCCUCCAGGACGGCCCCCAGGUCGUUGUCGGCACCCCGGGACGUGUCCACGAUAUGAUCCAGCGACGAUUCCUCAAGACUGACAGCAUGAAGAUGUUUGUCCUUGACGAGGCUGACGAAAUGCUUUCUCGUGGUUUCACCGAGCAAAUCUACGACAUCUUCCAGCUGCUGCCCCAGUCGACCCAGGUCGUUCUUCUGUCAGCCACCAUGCCCCAGGACGUGCUUGAGGUCACCACCAAGUUCAUGCGUGAUCCCGUCCGCAUUCUCGUCAAGAAGGACGAGCUUACCCUUGAGGGUAUCAAGCAGUUCUACAUUGCCGUUGAGAAGGAGGAGUGGAAGCUCGACACCCUUUCCGAUCUCUACGAAACCGUUACCAUCACCCAAGCCGUCAUCUUCUGCAACACCCGCAGAAAGGUCGACUGGCUCACCGAUAAGCUGACUGCUCGUGACUUCACCGUUUCGGCCAUGCACGGUGACAUGGAUCAGGGUCAGCGUGACCUUAUCAUGAAAGAGUUUCGAUCCGGUUCUUCCCGUGUCCUCAUCGCCACUGAUCUGCUUGCCCGUGGUAUCGACGUUCAGCAGGUCUCCCUGGUCAUCAACUACGAUCUCCCCGCCAACCGUGAGAACUACAUCCACCGCAUCGGUCGUGGCGGUCGAUUCGGCCGAAAGGGUGUCGCCAUCAACUUUGUCACCGCCGAGGACGUCCGCAUGAUGAGAGAAAUCGAGCAAUUCUAUAGCACCCAAAUCGAGGAGAUGCCCAUGAACGUUGCCGAUCUCAUCUAA